This is a messenger RNA of Nestor notabilis (Kea), 2310 nucleotides long. RefSeq names its product small G protein signaling modulator 3 (gene SGSM3). NCBI's taxonomy places the organism in Eukaryota, Metazoa, Chordata, Aves, Psittaciformes, Psittacidae. The record is from RefSeq and is a predicted model, not a curated record. Bases 67 to 2310 code for a protein of 747 amino acids. Gene Ontology annotation, molecular function: protein binding. The transcript is spliced from 21 exons.
CUCGCCUGUGAGAACAGCAUUUCUGGACCUGCUGACAGCCUCUACUACUCAGCCUUACCUAGCGCCAUGUCAGGCCAUCACACUCCCUCUGCCGGGGGCCCCUUCUCAGCACUCACUCCCAGCAUUUGGCCUCAGGAGAUCCUGGCAAAAUACACACAGAAAGAAGAAUCUGUCGAGCAGCCAGAGUUCCACUAUGAUGAAUUUGGUUUCCGAGUUGAUAAGGAAGAUGGUGCUGAGCCAAACUCCAGCAAGCUCCUGGGGAUCCCACUGACAGAGGAGCCACAGCAGAGGCUCAAGUGGCAGGCUCACCUGGAAUUUACACAUAACCAUGACGUGGGUGAUCUCACCUGGGACAAAAUUGAGGUCACCCUACCUCAUUCAGACAAGCUGCGCUCCCUGGUGCUAGCUGGCAUCCCGCAUAGCAUGAGGCCACAGCUGUGGAUGCGCCUGUCAGGAGCCUUGCAGAAGAAGAGGAAUUCAGAGAUGUCGUAUCGGGAUAUUGUGAAAAACAGCUCUAACAAUGAAACCAUUGCUGCCAAACAGAUCGAAAAGGACUUGCUACGCACAAUGCCCAGCAACGCCUGCUUCUCCAACAUGAACAGUAUCGGGGUGCCACGGCUACGCAGGAUACUACGUGGACUUGCCUGGCUCUACCCAGAGAUUGGAUAUUGCCAGGGCACUGGCAUGAUGGCUGCCUCUCUGCUGCUCUUCUUGGAGGAGGAAGAUGCCUUCUGGAUGAUGUGCGCUAUCAUCGAGGAACUGGUUCCUGCCUCCUACUUCAGCACCACCCUGAUGGGCGUGCAGACAGACCAGCGUGUCCUGCGACAGCUCAUUGUGCAGUACUUGCCUCGCCUGGACAAGCUGCUCCAGGAGCAUGACAUUGAGCUCUCCUUGAUCACCUUGCACUGGUUCCUCACGUCUUUCGCUAGUGUUGUUCACAUCAAGCUGCUGCUGCGUAUUUGGGACCUAUUCUUCUACGAGGGUUCUCUGGUGCUGUUCCAGCUCACUUUGGGCAUGCUCAGUAUGAAGGAGGAUGAGCUAAUCCAGUCUGAGAACUCUGCCUCGAUCUUCAACACGCUCUCGGACAUCCCCAGUCAGAUUGAAGAUGCAGAUGUGCUGCUGCGGGAGGCCAUGCGCGUGGCUGGCUCGCUGACAGAUGUGGCGGUGGAGACACAGCGCCGCAAACACUUGGCCUACCUCAUUGCUGACCAAGGGCAGCUGCUCAACUCCAGCACCACUGUCAACAAUUUGUCCAAAAUUGUGCGUCGCAGAACUCAGCGCAGGAAAUCUGGCAUCACCUCUCUGCUUUUCGGGGAUGAUGAUCUGGAGGCACUGAAAGCCAAGAACAUCAAGCAGACAGAGCUAGUGGCUGACCUGCGUGAGGCCAUUCUGCAGGUGGCACGGCACUUCCAGUGUGUGGAUCCCAAGAACUGCAGCAUUGAUCUGACUCCAGACUACAGCAUGGAGAGCCACCAGCGGGACCACGAGAACUAUGUGGCCUGUUCCCGCAACCGCCGCCGGCGAGCCAAGGCCCUGCUGGACUUUGAGCGACACGAUGACGAUGAGCUGGGCUUCCGCAAGAACGACAUCAUCACGAUUAUUUCCCAGAAGGAUGAGCACUGUUGGGUGGGAGAGCUGAACGGACUGAGAGGUUGGUUUCCUGCAAAAUUUGUGGAGAUCCUGGAUGAGCGGAGUAAAGAGUACUCCAUCGCUGGAGAUGACUCGGUCACAGAAGGGGUGACGGACUUGGUGCGAGGAACACUCUGUCCAGCCUUGAAGUCCAUAUUUGAACAUGGAUUGAAGAAGCCAUCUCUGCUGGGGGGGCCCUGCCACCCCUGGCUGUUCAUUGAAGAGGCUGCAAGCAGGGAAGUGGAACGUGACUUUGACUCUGUGUACUCUCGCCUUGUGCUCUGCAAGACUUACAGGCUUGAUGAAGAUGGCAAAGUCCUCACUCCAGAGGAGCUGCUUUACCGGGCGGUUCAGGCUGUGAACAUGACACAUGACGCUGCACAUGCACAGAUGGACGUGAAGCUUCGUUCCCUCAUCUGUGUUGGUCUGAAUGAGCAGGUGCUGCACUUGUGGCUGGAGGUGCUGUGCUCAAGCCUGCAGACCGUGGAGAAGUGGUUCCAUCCCUGGUCAUUCCUGCGCAGUCCCGGCUGGGUGCAGAUCAAAUGUGAGCUGAGAGUCCUCUGCAAAUUCGCCUUCAUUUUUUUUCUGCCAAUAAAGAGGGAGGAGAAGAAGCCACUGAAGGAAGGGGUGCAGGACAUGCUCGUGAAGCACCAUCUCUUCAGCUGGGACAUAGAUGGGUGA